Diospyros lotus (date-plum) is the source of this 360-nucleotide messenger RNA. RefSeq lists its product as uncharacterized. The transcript is spliced from 2 exons. Lineage: Eukaryota; Viridiplantae; Streptophyta; Magnoliopsida; Ericales; Ebenaceae. The coding region runs from base 1 to 360 and encodes 119 amino acids. The record is from RefSeq and is a predicted model, not a curated record.
AUGUUAGAGUGGCCUACUCCUACAUCGGAAAAGGAAUUGAGGGGGUUCCUUGGCCUCACGGGGUAUUAUAGACGCUUUGUGAGGGAUUAUGGCAAGUUAGCAAGGCCUCUAAUGGAGAGAUUAAGGAAGAACAACUUCUUUUGGGAUGUGGCAGCUGAGAAGGCCUUCCAACAACUUAAGGCUAAAAUGGUGGCUGGAAUUUUUGUUAAGGAAGUGGCGAGACUUCGUGGAAUGCCAAGGUCCAUUGUAUUGGAUAGAGACAAUUUUCAUGAGCAAAUUUUGGGAGGAGAUGUUCAGACUAUAAGGUACCAAAAUCAGCAGAAGCACAACCUAUCACCCUCAAACAAUUUGGCAAACUGA